Molecule: messenger RNA, 3687 nt
Organism: Mercenaria mercenaria
Lineage: Eukaryota; Metazoa; Mollusca; Bivalvia; Venerida; Veneridae
Exons: 2
Coding region: 228-2753 (841 amino acids)
Source: RefSeq, a predicted model, not a curated record
UUAAAUAAAAUGAUGCACCAGUCACAAGGAAGAAAAGGGCAACUGUAUCAUCAUAUGAAUUUUGAUAUAAUAUUUGUCAAAACAUUAACUUCCUUUUAGAUUCUUUACUUUAAGUGGACUACUAACUUGACUUCUUCAAGCGGAGAUUGGAUACAGUGAGUGAAAAAUCGGCGGAAGCAAAUAUUGUUCACUAUCUAGAGAAAUCUCGGCAAGAGCAUAUAAUCAACAUGAACCAAACUCUCCUCGUUGUUUUAACGUCGAUCUUGAUGAUAACAAGCUUUUGUAAACUCUCAGAAUCGUAUCAGCUAAACAAGAAAUUGACUGCGAGGCUGAAAAGCAAAACAUCUUUGAUAAAAUCGUUCUCACCUGCGAAUUCCAGUGAUAUAAUAACAUCGGGUAAUAAAUUUGCUGUGGAUGUUAAGAAAUAUUCUGGACAACGAGUCAGUUCAGGUGAAUGUGAGUUGCAAGUAGAACAGGAGUCGGAAAAAAUGUUUACACAUGCCAUUUUGAAACACCAUUAUAACUUUAUUCAUUUGAAAUUGAAUUUUGUAGACUUUAAUGUAAAUGAAACAAAAAAGGUGAUAAAUAAGAAUGACUGGAUUUGGACAUAUAAAGGGGAGAAUGGGGCGCAUCAGUAUCUUUACCUACCAGGAGAUUUUGGUUACCUGUCUUUUGGAUUACUCUGGUCUUAUACUCGUCUUGAAAAGAUACCAAUUGACAUCAGGAAAACAGGGGAAUGUAGGGAUCUUAAAAUUGGUGUCAACGAAACUGAUUACCUCAUUGGAAAUGCAUUAGGUGAAAUGACUUCAAAGCUAGCAGCUGCUGACGAUAAUUUUAAUUCUAGUUACUGGUGCUACAACAAUCGUGUCUGGUUACAUUCAUGGUUUCUUUAUUAUGCAUGUAAGAACUCGGUGUGCACAUUUCAAACUUUUGAAUACCGUUGCUGCAAAUACCACAUUGAUUAUUUAAACAAGACACGAGUAGUACAAUGUGGAAAGGAACAUUACGAAUUUGGAGGACUUUGGUGGAUGCUUCCGAUAAUUAUAGGAGAAACUUGCUUUGCAUUCUAUCCUCUUUUGUUGACGAAAAUAGGAAUGAAAUUAAAGGUAAUAUCAAAAACAAUACAGAAAGAAAAACGAACUUUAACUGUUCGAACAAUGGCAAAUUUUGCUGAAAUAAACCAUUCUUACAGCGCUGAUACUGAUCAUUAUCAUGACAAACAUUUUUAUAUCUCAUCAAAAUAUUCCAGUCCCAUAACAUUCUUAUCAACGAUUUGUUCUCCUUUAUACGGCUGUGAUCUAAAUAACCCCAUAAUCUCACGUGCUUUACGAAUUUGGAUAAUCAUUCUACCUAUGACACUUUCCGCUAUCCGUAUUGCAGUCGAUUACGUUUAUGCCAAGGAUGUCGUGAUCGAUGCAGUUAGAAAAGGCGCUCUUGUCGGCUUCAGUUCUAUCAUUGCCGGACCAAGUGAGGCAAGGCAGCAUUUUUUAUAUAUUUUUUAUGGACCGGUUACUGCCCUGACAAUAUAUGUUGUUUUUGGAUGUAUGCUGAUUGUGUUUCCUAGAAAUCUUGAACAGUUUCUAGACGCAGGGUUCCAGGAAACACGUGAACACGUGUUUUUGGCCAAGAUGCCGUUGAAGUUAAAGGAGAGGUUGUCGGGAUUAUCUGUCAAACAUAAAACAGGCUAUCACAAAAUACAUAAAGAGUUUCUUGCACAAAUCUUUAUGCUUUUACAUUGGGAUUUCUGGAGACAGGCAGUUCAAUUGUUCUUUAUCAGAUGGAAAAAGUUUAUAUUUUCAGCGAUGCUUUUCAGAUUGCGAAGUAAGUUCGCAGCGGUUUUGUUAAGCGUUAUUAUUCUUCCACUGUAUUUUAUAUUCAGUGUAACUGAAUUAUGCCUGACAGUUUUAUACUUCGUAUUUCCAGUUAUUAACUGCUUUUUUGUUUUAAUUAAGGCGUUUAUGAUUCACUAUACCGAAUUCUUUAAAGACAGAGGAUUUAUCUUGAAGUUCCUGUGUUACAUAUUGUUUUUACCAAUGCUAAUUCUAUUUUGCAUAACUUGGUAUAUAUACUGCCUUCUUUUCUUUGAUGGAUCAUGGUUUUUAUCCAAAAUAGCUAUGUUUACAUACAGUGGCAUCAUCGCUUACCCGAGGAUUUCUUACGGAUACAUCGUUCUUGUUUUCAUGGCUAUCUACUACGUUACGGAAAGUUUCAACGCCUUUGGUGAGAACUAUAGACAACUUUUGAAACUGAGCAUAGAAGCGUGUGAACGCUUUCAGAUGAGACAUUCCGAUAACUCCGAUGUUGAAAGCUGCAAAGACAAAGACAUUCGAAAUAAAUAUGGUAUCAAGAGUGACCUCUUCCGCAUCAUUGUGGACAGACAUUUACCUAGAAGGAACCAGGUGCUGAUUACCGUGUUGAAGUUUACCUCAAUAAUAACUGUCUUGACAAUAUCAGUCAAGUUAUUGAUAACAUUUAACAGAUUUCAAGACUUAUCUCUUGUGUCUCACGUAUUUACAGUUCUGUUCAUCUGCGCAUUGCCAAAGAUUAUAAGAAUGAUGUGCAUGAAUAACUACAAGUACAAGAAUCGUAGGAGGAAAUUACGCCAGAAGAUUACCCGCACUGUUGCUGAAUACGUAAGAAACAUAACUAGACAUGUAACAGACAGUAAUAAUGAUGAAGAUAGCGUGAAAUCGAGAAACUCUGUGUAUGAAACAUUUGGGGACUGUCAAGAAAAUGAAUAUCAUAUGAUAUAAAUAUAAGAUAUGUAAGGGUAGAAGCAAGUACACUGCUGGCGAGGAAGACUGUAUUUAGCUUAUGUGAAAAUACAUUAUCGUGACACAUAGGUAUUGAUAAUUGAAUACACCAGAAAAAUAUAGACUCAUUUAUAUUUCUUCGGACCAAAAGAGAUAUUUAUAUUUUGACCGGUUGUAGUGAUUUCAUUGUUGAUGAAGUAACAUUCAAAUUCACUGUGCUUUAUCCGCACAAUUCAGCAUUGAUGAAAAAGGUAGGCUAAUUUUGGUGAAUUGCGGAAAUACUGCGUCUUAUUUGUAAGUCAUACCAACACAGUUAAGGCCUUUUGGCGAUUUUCCAGCAUUGAUGAGGAUGAAGAUCCCAGGUGCCCCUCCGGCUAUUAUUUCAGGCACGAACGGGUAUUUGUGCAGUUCCACUGACCUUCCACAUGUCACCUAGUUUGCCUCCUCCUCCCGUGAUGACCAGACCACAGAAGUCAGAGACAAAUGAUUUAGAGUUUGAGGCUUUAACCAUCCAGAGAUUUGCAAAAGUUUCUUAAUGUUUUCAAAGAAUUGUUAGACAUGCUAUACCACGUAAGAUGUGUCACAGUACCCAUUACUUGAUUCACAAGAUACCACGUGACGAUGAGAAAGUCGCAUGGUGCCAAUGCAAAUAAUACAAAAAAACAUUGAGUAAAAUACAACUUCCGACAAAAAUCAAGGAGUACUAUGCAAUUUAGGUUCAAAAGUUAUCUGGAGCUCUUGGUUGUGAUAUAUAUAUAUAUAUUUUUUUUUAAUUAUUGUUUCCCUGUGAAAUUUCAAAAGUGGGUAUUAUUAAAUACGGACCAAACUAUGCAAACGAGAAACAGCAACUUUUGUUUAUCAUCCAUUUUUAUUUUACUGUUAGCCAGCUGCUUCUUCACGUUUAAUGUUCACUGUAAUAAAGUUUAAUGCUUCC